Paramecium pentaurelia is the source of this 1366-nucleotide messenger RNA. NCBI's taxonomy places the organism in Eukaryota, Ciliophora, Oligohymenophorea, Peniculida, Parameciidae. The record is from the annotation of a GenBank genome assembly.
CAAUGAAGCGGUAAAAACUCAAAGUAGAUUCAAGUGAAGUGGAUAAGGUUAGUUCAGGGACUUCAACUCCUGAUGAAUAAGGCACUCAUAAAUAGGCUAAUAUUAAGCAUCUGAGAAAACAUGCUUUUGUAAAUAGAGUUUCUCUUUUAGAUGACAUGGAUAAGGAUUCAGAGUUAAAUCGAACAAAGUUUGUUGGGUUUUAUAACAUGCUUUAUGUAGUGGCCUUUUAUUAUUUUAUCAUAAAUCCAAUCAUGUCAUAUUAUAAGACAGGACAUCUAAUUGAGACCUCCUUAUAUAAUUAAAUGAGAAGAGAUUUAUUCAUGUGUAUAGUAACUUGGCCUUUGGUAUCAAAUUAUUAUCAUCUAUUUAAAAGUUUUACGCUUGGAGUCACAUUGCAUUGCUAAUACAAUACUUAGCUAUGAUGAAUAUGCCAAAAACCUUAAUGUUCAUUACUCAACACAUUAGUUAAGUGUGUAUGUUUGUUUAUGCUCAUUAUUUGGUAUUAACUAGAGAUUGGUAUUUACCAUAAGGAGCAUUUGUAACAUUUUAAUCCUGUGUUUUCUUCUUUAAAAUGCAUUCUUACACUAUGACCAAUUACAAAAUGAGAAGAGAAUGGAUAGAUUCAGGUUGUCCAAAGAAUAAUGAUCCUUAUGCUUAUCCUAAUAAUAUCAAUUUCAAGAAUUUUACUUAAUUCAUAAUGACACCUGUGUUAGUGUAUGAACCAUAAUAUCCAUAAUCAGGUUAAAUUCGUUGGAAAUAUGUUAUUGUUAAAUUUAUGAAUACAAUGGCUAUGCUUAUUAUGGGAUAUAUGAUUGUUUCAAAUCAUAUCUAUCCAAUAAUUUAGAAUAUUAAAGAUCAUUCAUUACCUGAUUCAAUUUUUUAGAUGACAUUACCUUUAAUAUUUUUAUGUCUCACACUAUUUAAUAUGGUAUUUGAAAAUUAUUGUAAUUUCUGGGCUGAAAUCACUCAUUUUGGAGAUAGAUUAUUUUAUACUGAUUGGUGGAAUUCAACUGAUUUUGAAGAAUUUAAUAGAAAUUGGAAUAGACCUGUAUAUGAAUUCCUUUAUAGACAUGUCUAUUUAGAAUUAAUAUUUGAAUUUGGUAUAGGAGUAAAAAAGGCAUAAUUGGCAACAUUCAUGUUUUCUGCACUUUUACAUGAAUACACAUUAGCAGUAAGUUUGAAAUAAAUCACUCCAAUUAUGAUUAUGUUUAUGAUGAUUCAAUUACCAGUGAUGGUUUGGACCAAAAGAAUUAAAGGAACAAAAUUUGGAAAUCUUUUCUUUUGGUUUGGAAUCAUAUAAGGUUUACCCCUUAUUUUGAAUCUCUACCUUAGAUUUGAUGAAUUACCAAAACUAUUGUUACCAUGA